CAGGAAACUACAACUGAUAUACUCUUAAAACAACUGGCAUGAAUGUUUUUGUGUUGUUUUAAUUUUAUGUGUGAAUGUAAUCGUAAAACGUGUGUUUGCACUCGGAUGAGAGAGGUGUUUCUAGUCCGUACCUGAACUCACCAGAGCCAGACUGUUGUCAAGAGAAACGUUGCAAACCGUAAUUAAACAUACGGAGGAUAGCUUGUAAGGGACGACACGUUUGGAUAAAUAUUCGUCGCUGUGAAAGAAAGAAGAUGUUUGGGUUUAUCUGGACGUACCUCUACACAUCCAUCCUGAGAUACUGGCUGAAGUGGUUCAUUCGUCAAGCAACAGGGAAAUGUGAACUGCAGAGAAUAUGUUCCGGACACAAAGCCGGGGCUACUAGGACAUCAAAAGCAGAAUAUUCUCUGAGCUCAUCAAAGAACAAGGUUUUAAGAGGAGCUUUGAAGACCAACAAGGAUCAUUUAGAGCAUUGUGUCGAUCAAAUCACAAAAGAGAAGAAUGUGAAACCACAAGAAGAUCCACUCUUCAAGGAAAGCCUUCGCAUCUGUCUGCUACAAAUAACAGGAAACAGCAGUCUGUAUAUAUCUGUGGAAGAGUUGAGAAAGGAAGUCUUCAACCCUGAAAACCAAGAACACGAGGCCAUGCUGUUGAAGCUGUGGGAUCUGUUGAUGCCAGCCGUCAAACUAGAAUCGAGGAUAACCAAACAGUGGGGAGACAUUGGAUUCCAAGGAGAUGACCCCAAGACUGACUUCAGAGGAAUGGGAAUGCUGGGCUUAAUCAACCUUGUUUUCUUUAGUGAAAACUACACAGAGGAAGCUCGUCAGGUGUUGUCUCAUGCAAACCAUCCUAAACUAGGUUAUUCAUAUGCCAUCGUUGGGAUCAAUUUGACGGAGAUGGCCUACAGUCUCCUGAAGAGCGGUGCUUUGAAACCACAUUUCUACAAUACAGUACCAGGCACACCUGAGCUCCGACAUUUUCAUCAGCUAUACUGUUAUCUGGCAUAUGAAUUUGAUAAAUUCUGGGUGGCAGAAGAACCUGAAAGCAUCAUGCUGUUCAAUCAGUACAGAGAGAAAUUCCAUAGCAUAGUCAAGACACAUCUACAGGACCCUGAUGUUACCCUCACAAUGACUGUCGGUUCUAACAACUGACAUUAUUCAAAUAUUCCCUCAUCUCUUUGGUCCAUGAAGUCGUUUGAUCCGGGUGCAAAUGGCAAGAUCCGAUCCUGAACAUUCAAAACAGGAACAUCUGGCCGAAGCGUUUUGGUCAUUCCUAAAUUCAAACUUGGUAUUGUGGACCAAUAAUUCAUUCGAAAAAUAAAGGGUUUCAAAAUAAAGCACAAAUCUACACUCUGUAAUUUAAAGAUGACCAUUCCAGUGUUUAUUAACCUUUUGUGAAGGAGAAAUGAGAGCUGCUGCAGAGAUCAAUUCUGUCUUUUGUAAGGAUUUAAUCACUAAGUGAGCAUGCAGCCAAUCGAAAUGUUAUUGAAAAAGAGCAAAUUAACUAGCAUAUUUUUAGCUGUUUUGAUUGUAUUUAUUUAAUAAACACGCAUCUGUUGCUUGUU
Messenger RNA from Pungitius pungitius (ninespine stickleback), 1564 nucleotides. It is a transcript of the gene elmod2, whose product is annotated as ELMO/CED-12 domain containing 2. Bases 255 to 1151 code for a protein of 298 amino acids. The record is from RefSeq and is a predicted model, not a curated record. Gene Ontology annotation, cellular component: membrane. Lineage: Eukaryota; Metazoa; Chordata; Actinopteri; Perciformes; Gasterosteidae. Gene Ontology annotation, molecular function: GTPase activator activity. The transcript has 9 exons.